Exophiala aquamarina CBS 119918 is the source of this 825-nucleotide messenger RNA. RefSeq lists its product as uncharacterized. The transcript is spliced from 2 exons. Lineage: Eukaryota; Fungi; Ascomycota; Eurotiomycetes; Chaetothyriales; Herpotrichiellaceae. The coding region runs from base 1 to 825 and encodes 274 amino acids. The record is from RefSeq and is a predicted model, not a curated record.
AUGCCGUUCGCAGAGAUCAACGGCCACUCGCUGCACUACACCGACAUGGCACCAUCACCAUCGUCGUCCUCGUCCUCGCCAGAUCCAACAGCACCAACGACCAUAGUCUUUGUGCACGGCCUCGGCUCCACGCAGAACUACUACUUCCCUAUCAUCACCCCUUACCUGAGCUCAUUCCGAUGCAUCGUAUUCGACAACUACGGAGCAGGGCGAUCGAAAUACGACGACGGGCACGAGACGUCUAUCCCACUGAUCGGGAAGGAUGUCCUGGGCCUUCUAGACUAUCUCAAGGUUUCCAGGGCCGUUGUGGUAGGCUAUUCGAUGGGCGGAAUGCUGCCGACGUACCUGGCUUCGACGGCGCCGCACAGGGUCGUCGCUGGUGUGUGCAUUGGCCCAGUGCAUCCCAGUGAGGCCGUUUCGAAUGUGUUUAAGCAAAGGGUCCCGAUUGUGCAGAAGGACGGAAUAGAAAGCAUGGCCAACACGAUUCCCAAUGCCGCAACUGGGCCGCGCGCCACAACACUCCAAAAGGCCUUCAUCCGCGAAAUGCUGCUCUCCCAGGACCCCUCGGGCUACAUCGCGAACUGUCGGGCGAUCGAGCACGCUUCGCCGCCUGACUAUGCGGGUGCGAAAUGCCCAAUGCUUAUCAUUGCCGGCGACGUGGACAAGAGCGCGCCGUUGGCCGGCUGUGAGUAUAUCCUCAGCCAGCUGGGCACUGACCCUGCGAGAAAGCGGUUGGAGGUGCUGAAAGGGGUUGGGCAUUGGCAUUGCGUCGAGGCGCCGGAGGAGGCCGGGACGCUGGUGAAGGAGUUUGUGGACGGGCUGUGA